GUGCCACCAUCGGACAACCUCGAACCCCCACCAGAUUCUAGGAAUCAGUAGAUUACUUCAACGACCAAAAUUCCAUCCCAAUGGCCGCGGUGGCGCGUGCAAUUCGCUGCGAGCUCCCGUCCGGUAAGCCGGCCGUCUCGAGGAGGGAAAAGGGUACUAGUCUGGCACCGGUUCAGAGAGUGAAAUUGGGUGAAGCGGAGAAUGGGAAGAUAGUGCUGCAGCCGAGGUUGUGUACGUUAAGGACGUAUGGGUCUGAUCGAGGCGGAGUGAUGAGGACGAGGAGGGAUGGCGGUGGGGAUCAUGUAUCCCCCUUUUUUGAGACGCUGUCGGAGUAUAUUGAGAGCUCCAAGAAGAGCCAUGACUUUGAGAUCAUGUCCGGGCGGCUUGCCAUGAUUGUGUUUGCAGCAACCGUGACAACAGAGAUGGUGACUGGAAACUCAAUAUUUAGGAAGAUGGAUUUACAAGGGAUUGAAGAAGCAAUUGGGGUGUGUUUGGGAGCUAUGACUUCUGCUGCAAUCUUUGCUUGGCUAUCCAGUGCUCGGAACAGAGUCGGCAAAAUCUUCACCGUCAGUUGUAAUGCAUUUUUCGAUUCACUAAUUGAUCAAAUUGUUGAUGGACUGUUCUACGAAAGUGAGCUCAGUGACUGGUCUGAUGAAGUCUGAAUUACCACUGAACUUGAAAGAAGGAAGAACAAGGUACUCUAAUGGGCAAAGCCGCCUCUUUUUGUAGAUUGUAUUAGUAAAGAGCUAGCUUGAAAAUAUUACUUGAUAAAUAGAGAUGCAAUUAGCUGUAUUUACUAAAAAGCUGGUUGGUGUAUACUAUCAUAAAGCUUUGUGGCGUUUAAAAAACCAUGGAGAUGAGAUUUGAGUUAUUGGUUUGUUGUUGAUGUCCUCUUGUAAGGUACUAAUAAUGCAAUUAAGUACUUGAAUACAUAUUCUUAAGAAUU
Messenger RNA from Rubroshorea leprosula, 946 nucleotides. NCBI's taxonomy places the organism in Eukaryota, Viridiplantae, Streptophyta, Magnoliopsida, Malvales, Dipterocarpaceae. The record is from the annotation of a GenBank genome assembly.